UUCACAUCUGAUUGAAUGUGAACUCCUUUAUCUCUUUUUUUUCUCUCUCUCUCGUUUGGAAAAAGACAAAGUUAUUCAACUCUCCUGCAACUCUCAUCAAACAACAUUGCAAUUUUUUGAAAAAGCGUCAAUUUUGAUGAAUUUGUAUUGAAAAGUAUACAUAUUUUAGUGAAUGAUUAUAGAAGAAGAAGAAUGGUAGCAUUAUGUGGCGGCAUAUCCCGCGACACAUGGGAUGGUCUCUCCUUCUUCCCCUGCCUCUCCGACCCCGCUCGGAGAUCGACAUUUUGCUUGAAAGUAGCACUGGUGAUGCUGCACCUGAUCUAUGCCGGUGUUCUAUUUGAAUUUGACAAAGACUUGAUUCAGAAAACCAAACAAGACCCCUGGUACACGACAGCGUAUUUGCUGUUGCUUGCUGCUACACUGGCUCAGUACUUCAUCACCUCUGGUUCUUCUCCUGGCUAUGUUCUUGAUGCAAUGAGGGCUGCCAAUGAGACAGAUGCAUCACAUAAUAGGACAUCAAUAACCUCAAACCAGCCUGCUUCAAGCAAAAAUGGCAGUGUAGUUAUUACGAUCGACAGAAACCAGUUAGAAAAGAAUCUUCUUGGGAGUGGUACAACAACAUCUUGGGCAAAGCUAGUGAUGGAUAUGUAUCCUCCAGGAACAUCUGUUAGAAGUGUGACGUGCACCUACUGUAAUAUUAUGCAGCCUCCACGAGCUAAACAUUGUCAUGAUUGUGACAAAUGCGUUCUCCAGUUUGAUCAUCACUGUGUUUGGCUUGGCACAUGCGUAGGACAGGGUAACCAUUGCCGGUUUUGGUGGUACAUUUGCUCAGAAACAGCCUUGUCCCUUUGGACUGGCACUUUAUAUAUUCAAUACUUGAAGUCUCACGUAUCAAAGCUAUGGUGGUCAUAUGCAAUUGUGAUAUUGCUGUUAGCUGCUUUAUCUAUUUGCCUCUUCUUUCUCCUCCUCCUCCUCCUAUUUCAUAGCUAUCUUAUUUUGACAAAUCAGACCACCUAUGAGCUCGUUAGACGACGGCGCAUCCCCUAUUUGAGGAACAUACCGGAAAGAGUUUUUCCAUUUAGCAAAGGAGCAUGCAGAAAUUCAUACGAGUUCUGCUGUGCUCGGAGCAGCAUGUACAGGAUGGAACCACUGCCAACAGCACAAGAACUUCAAGAGAAGUCAAGACCCUAUACAUGCUUGGAUUUUUUUGCUUGUCGGUGUUGCUGUUGAUCACUUCUGCUGCAGCUGUGAUUGAAAUCAAAAUUUUACCUCGGUUGUACUGGUAUGAAAGUCUAUGCUUUCUAGGAGUCUUUAUCUCUAUUAGAAAUUCUUAUACCAAUAGGAAAUAUAGAGAAUUUGUAGUUACUUUUCGUUUUUUUUAUAUUUUUUGUAAUGAUGGCCUGAGAUGAAUUUAAAUGGGGAACAUGGUCAGUGAGGAUUCAAAUAGCCAACCCCAACUUUGGGAUUGAGUCAUAGUUGUUGAUUAUACCAGUGUGAAAAUUCUUUGUCAACCAUUGGUUUGUGGUAUCAAUGUGAUGAUACUUACAUAAUUUCACCUUUA
Molecule: messenger RNA, 1561 nt
Organism: Nicotiana tabacum (common tobacco)
Lineage: Eukaryota; Viridiplantae; Streptophyta; Magnoliopsida; Solanales; Solanaceae
Product: protein S-acyltransferase 10-like
Biological process (GO): protein targeting to membrane; peptidyl-L-cysteine S-palmitoylation
Cellular component (GO): Golgi apparatus; endoplasmic reticulum
Molecular function (GO): protein-cysteine S-palmitoyltransferase activity
Source: RefSeq, a predicted model, not a curated record